This is a messenger RNA of Solea senegalensis (Senegalese sole), 9905 nucleotides long. Its product is annotated as membrane-associated guanylate kinase, WW and PDZ domain-containing protein 1-like. The coding region runs from base 367 to 5247 and encodes 1626 amino acids. The record is from RefSeq and is a predicted model, not a curated record. Gene Ontology annotation, molecular function: protein binding. NCBI's taxonomy places the organism in Eukaryota, Metazoa, Chordata, Actinopteri, Pleuronectiformes, Soleidae. The transcript is spliced from 24 exons. Gene Ontology annotation, biological process: signal transduction. Gene Ontology annotation, cellular component: cytoplasm.
UUCUCCAUCCUCAGCGCAGGAACACAGGGAAUGAACUUGUCAUGAUACCUGCUUAGUGGGAACAACUCAAUCUGCUCUCUGGAUUACAGUUAACUUGUCCUGGAAAGUUCCAAAAAAAAGGUUGGAUUGUUGGAUUAAAGAGGAAUAUUAAUGAGGAGACGCGUCCUUGGAUGGGAAGCGGGUAAUUAGAGAGUGGAUUACUGAGGAAUCAGAGCGUGUUGUUGUUUAAGAUGCGGAAACAACAGUCCGGGCUGUGAUCCACGCGCUGUGGUGGAGCAGCAGCAGCAUGUCUCCGCUCGGGAUGUCCCACAGAAGACAGCCACAAGUUUUCUGUCUGUGCCUCGGCUGAGUUGGACCUAAGUCAUCAUGUCAAAAGUUAUUCAAAGGAAGAACCACUGGAUUACCAAAGUCAACGAGUGCGCGCUGGUGCGCGACGCGUGCGGGGAGCUGAACGUGGAGCUGCGCGGCGGAGCGGAGCACGGAGAGUUUGCGUACGUCGCGCAGAUUCGCGAGGAUGCUGUGGUUUAUCAGGGGGGUAAACUCAGCGUGGGGGAGCUGCUGCUGGAGGUGGAGGGGCUGCCCGUGUCAGGAUUACCGCUCUAUGACGUUUUAACUGUGAUUCAGUGCUGCAAAGAUCCAGUCUCACUCACAACUGUGCGCCAAGGUCAAAAGCUCAACAAGGACCUGAAGCACUACCUGAGCCUGAGGUUUCAAAAGUCUUCACCUGACCAUGAGCUGCAGAAGACCAUCCGAGCCAACCUGUAUCGCCAUGCUGUGCCUUGUACAACCCGCCGCCCUCGAGACGGAGAGGUCCCAGGGGUUGAUUACAACUUCCUGUCUGUGGAGGACUUUGUAGAACUCGAGGAGAGUGGGACGCUACUGGAAGUAGGAACGUAUGAAGGUAACUAUUAUGGGACCCCCAAGCCACCGCGGCAGCCCAUCAUUGGGACAGUGAUUCUCGGUGAUGCAGGCUCCCAGCGGUCCGCCCCAAAGCGCACCAAGUCCUACCAUGACAUGCAAAACGCCCGCGUAGUGCCUGCUGACGAUGACGAUGACGACCAGGCCACGGAAAUGAACAACAGUUUCACAGGAUCCUUAGUGCGUAGUCUCUUCCCCUCUCCUUUGCUGUGCACAGGUAACCCUAACGAUCAGGACGAGAGCCGCGGCGGCAUCCUCCGGCCGUACCCCGCGCGUGACAAUGCUCCAUCCUGUGGUUUGAACAAUGCGGCCAUUGCCACGGCGGACAGUGGGCAGCAGACGCUCGCAGAGCCGCAGGUCUCUCCUGAAGACCCGCUGGGACCUCUGCCGGAAAACUGGGAGAUGGCCUACACGGAGAACGGAGAACUUUACUUCAUAGACACGGCAAAGACACCCCACCCGGACAUGGCUGUGUAUUUUCAGAGCUUCCACAACACAAAGACCACGUCAUGGAUGGACCCGCGGUGUCGAGACAAAGCGUCCCGGCCUCUGGAAGAGUGCGAUGACGAUGAAGAAGGGAUACAUACAGAAGAACUGGAGAGUGAUUUAGAGCUGCCUCCAGGAUGGGAGAGAAUAGACGACCCAGUGUACGGAGUUUAUUAUGUAGAUCAUAUAAACAGGAAGACGCAGUACGAGAACCCAGUGGUGGAGGCGCGGCGUCGGAAAAUCCUGGAGCAGCAGCAGCCGCCGCAGCCGCAGCCUCCAGAAGGUGAGCGGUAUAUUCGAGAGUGGAUAGAGGAGCACUCCUCAGCAGCAGCUCCUCUGGCAAACUACGCUCCCAACCACCUGGAGACCUACAGGGACCCACAGAUCCCACCUGCUCUACCUCCCGGCCCUGCAGGAGUCAAACGAGGGAAGCCUUUCUUCACAAGAAACCCAGCAGAGCUGAAAGGAACCUUCAUCAACACAAAGCUGAAGAAGAGUCGCCGCGGCUUCGGCUUCACUGUGGUCGGAGGCGACGAGCCAGACGAGUUUCUGCAGAUCAAAAGUUUGGUGCUGGAUGGGCCUGCGGCUGUGGAUGGCAAGAUGGAGACAGGUGAUGUGAUAGUCAGUGUGAAUGACACUAUAGUGCUGGGAUACACCCAUGCUCAGGUGGUGAAGAUCUUCCAAUCCAUCCCAAUUGGCUCCAUGGUGGACCUGGCUUUAUGCCGUGGAUAUCCUCUACCCUUUGACCCCGAUGACCCUAACACAAGCCUGGUGACCUCAGUGGCAAUCCUGGACAAGGAGCCCAUCAUCGUCAACGGUCAGGAGACAUUUGAUUCACCCGCCAACCAGGCAGGACCUGAUAACGGCAUGAGGGAGGCACGGCCACACAGCCCGUCCUCUGAGGUUGCGUCGAACGGUUCGCACGGUUACUCCAGCGACGUGGUCACCCUGGCGUCGUCCAUAGCCACCCAGCCCGAACUGAUCACCAUCCACAUGGAGAAGGGAGACAAAGGAUUUGGCUUCACCAUUGCUGACAGCCUGACGGGCGGAGGGCAGAGGGUCAAGCAGAUAGUGGACUAUCCGCGGUGCCGUGGCCUGAAAGAGGGGGACAUUCUGAUGGAGGUGAACAAGAGGAAUGUCCAAAAUAUGAGCCACAACCAGGUGGUGGACCUGCUGAGCAAAUGUCCAAGAGGCAGUGAGGUCACCAUGCUCGUUCAAAGAGGAGUGGUGCCAGCCAAGAGGAGUCCAAAGCUGGUGCACCAGUUGGAGAGGAAAGACAGCCAGAGCAGCUCCCAGCACAGUGUGUGCAGCCACCGCAGCACCCACACCGACUCUCCCAGUCACCCGCCCUCUGCCAUGCUGAGUGAGGUCGUGGCUCCCACUCCUGCUGCCCCCACCCAGCCGCUGCCGGGCCUGCCCCCCCAGGACCCUGCCGAUGGCACCCUCACCCUCCAGAAGAAGCCGGACCCCUUUAAGAUCUGGGCUCAGUCCAGGAGUAUGUACGAGAGCCGAUUGCCAGAUUCUCAGGAGCAGGACAUUUUUCUCUGGCGGAAGGACACAGGCUUCGGUUUUCGCAUCCUGGGAGGAAAUGAGCCAGGGGAGCCUAUCUACAUAGGGCACAUAGUGAAGUACGGCGCAGCAGAUGAGGACGGGCGCCUGCGGUCGGGCGAUGAGCUCAUCUGUGUAGACGGCACAGCGGUGGUGGGCAAGUCCCACCAGCUGGUUGUGCAGCUGAUGCAGCAGGCUGCCAAACAGGGACAUGUCAACCUCACCGUCAGGCGCAAGACCCCUGGAUUUGGAGGGUCAAAAGGAGAAGGUGACGUUCCUCCAUCGCCGGCCUCCUCCCACCACAGCAGCACCCAGGCUCCCAGCCUGACCGAGGGCAAGCGGACGCCCCAGGGCAGCCAGAACUCGCUCAACACCGUCAGCUCGGGCAGUGGAUCCACCAGCGGCAUAGGCAGCGGUGGCGGAGGUGGCAGCGGAAGUGCGGUGGUGCCCGCCUCCCUGCAGCCGUACGACGUGGAGAUCCAGCGCGGAGAGAACGAGGGCUUCGGGUUCGUCAUCGUGUCGUCCGUGUCCAGGCCUGACGCCGGCACCACAUUCACUGGAAAUGCUUGUGUGGCAAUGCCCCACAAAAUAGGUCGCAUCAUCGAGGGCAGCCCGGCAGACCGAUGUGGGAAGCUGAAAGUCGGGGACCGAAUAUUGGCCGUCAACGGAUGCUCCAUCCCCAAUAAGUCGCACUCGGACAUCGUGAACCUGAUCAAGGAGGCUGGGAACACAGUCUCGCUCAGGAUCAUCCCCGGUGAUGAAUCUUCCAACGCUUCUCUGCUGACCAACGCCGAGAAGAUCGCUACCAUCACCACCACGCACACACCUCAGUCGACAGAGUUGCGGAAUAACUCAAAGUCUAAAGGAGCCCCUCCUCCUCCUCCCUCACAAAUGCAGACACAGGAUGCCGAGUUCUACUCUGUGGACCUCGAGCGGGACAGCAAAGGUUUUGGCUUCAGCCUGAGGGGAGGGCGGGAAUACAGCAUGGACCUGUACGUGUUGAGACUAGCCGAGGACGGGGCUGCUGUCAGAAACGGCAAGAUGAGGGUGGGAGAUGAGAUCCUGGAGAUAAACGGUGAGAGCACAAAAAACAUGAAGCAUUCGCGCGCCAUCGAACUGAUCAAGAACGGCGGUCGGAGAGCGCGGCUCGUCCUCAAGCGGGGAGAUGGAUCCGUACCUGAGUAUGACGGCAGCAAUGACGGGCACCCUCCCACACCCGGGGCACAAAACACUCCGGAAGUGAGAACGCUGCCAUCCAACAGCCGAUAUCACACCUCAUUGGAGUCCAGUUAUCCACCAGACCUUCACAAAUCAUCACGCCAGGAGGAGGCUGUGCGUGGCCGAGACGGGGACAGGAACAGGGACAGGGCUGGGUCAGAUCAGAUGGACUACCAAGGCCGGCAAUUUAACCCCAACCAUCAUCACACCUGGAAUAACAAUCACAGUAAAAGUUCCCCGCGACAACAGUCUCCAGACAACAGUAACAGCAAUAGUAGUGGCAACAAGAAGAGCCGAGGCCGCAAAGUCAAAAAGUCUGACUCGGAGAGCGGCAUCUCUAAACUCCUAAAGACUCUGAGGAAAGACAGCUCGGGGAAGAAGGCUGCCGCUGCUGAGAAACUGAGGGGACGAGAGCUCUCCAGCAGCAGCUCUACUUUGGACGGGAGGUCCCGGCUGCAGCGCCGCGGCUCCCUUGACCGCUCACCAACCCGGAAACGUGCCUCGUCUCCCGAUCGUCGGCGGGCCAAGUCGAUGGACCGCAGGGCCGAGCGAGCACAGCGGGACCGCACACCUGAGAGGGAGAACGACGACGGAGGGUUCCUCGCGGUCACUCCCGAGCGCAAGUUAUACGAGCGGAGGCUCCUCAAGGACUCACAGAUGGCUGGGCGGAUGAGCGAGGCCACGACCCCCGAGCGCAGCAACAACUACGGAGACACGUCAUCUCUUUCCAUGGGUCGCACACAUGACAGAACCACAAAGAAUGGCAACCUCUUGAGCGACUCCUCCUCAGAGCGGAGGGAGGAGAGACUUCCGAUGAAUGGGACGCCGGAUAGACGAUACAAAAUGGAGCGGGACUCUUCCCCCGACAGCACCUACAGCAGGGAGGAGCUGAACUAUGCAGCAGCACCCAGACUGAAGGACUACUACAGCAUGAUGAAGAACAACGCUCCGCACAACAACGCUGCCUUCAACAACGCAGGCCACAACAAUAACGCAGCAGCAGGCCACAGCCCGAGCCAGCUCCCUGAGCCCAAGAGAAGGCUGUACAAAGAAAGCUCCAAAGACCUCAGCAUCUAGAGCAGAGCAGAGACCCCCACCCCCACCCCCCCACUCUCUCCUCUAUCUGUGCAAACUAUGUACCAUACACUGGAAUUGUACUUCUGAGGAUACUGACUCUUGUGCUUUAUUCGGUUGACUGAUCUAAUGAUUCAUUUGAUUGACUUAACGAUUUGUGAUUCCAUCCAGAGAUUCAUAAAAACAGCAGGAGUACAAUCCUUCUCUCCGCUCAUACAGGUUGAUUUGUCAUCGUUCCGAUUACUUUGAACAUAACAGGUUGUUGUACUAUAGUAAAGGUAUUGUAUGUGCCUGCAUAUGAAAUCAGUGAUAUUGCUUUUUUUGUAGGCAUUGCUGAAUCUAAAUAUUUUGUUCCCUCAGAGGUAUGAAACAUGCUUCCAGUUGUGGUAACUUCUAACGACUAAACUUGUUUUCAACUCGUUAUGUGGAUAUUUUUUUCCCAUUCCUGAAUCGCUUUACUGAACAAACUAUAGCACAAGACACUGGUGGCUCACAAGAGCUGUGAAAAUCUCGUUGGACUUGAGGCAAAAUGUCAAAAAAAGAAAAGAAAAAAAGAAUUAAGAUCUGAUGGUUAAAUCUAGGAGUAAUAAUUAUAUAAGUAAUAUAUUACUUUCUUUUUGCUCACUAUUUAUUUUUUAAAUUGGCACAUAUCUCAAGCAAGCGUCGUUGAACGUUUAAGGACCAAGGUAGAAGUGUACACUGUACCUGGGAAAGCAUGCUGUAUGUUUACUUGUGUUGCAUCCAUGAAUUGUGUGGCAGCUCACCGCUCUUUGCCUAAAUACACCAACACAGAAAACUAGUCAACUGAUACGAAAACUGGCACUGGUAUCAUUCGUUUCCACCAUAGACCGUAUAUGUGGACGUAGGCUCCACUGGUUGCAAAAAUAACUCUGUUUCAAGUUUCAAGAACCUUUAUUAUCCCCUAGGGGCAAUUAGUUUUCACAGCCAGUAGAAACAAACACAGCAGAUCACAAAAGGUCAUAGAAAGAAAGGUCUAUGGGAAAAUUAGCUGCUUUUUCUCAUUUUCCUGGUUGAGUCAAUGUUCUCAAUCACUAAUUUUAGGUCUUCUUCAAUAGAAUGUGAUGUCAGUGUUGUAAGUUAUGUUUCCAUUUUGAUUUAAACGGAUGAAAAACACCAUGGACGCCAUGUAAUAGACACUUUGUACCGUCCAGUAGAUGCUCGGUUGCAGGUGACGACUCUGACAUGGUGCUAACCUUAAGGCUUCAAAACGGGUUUGUUUUGCAAGCAAAGGACUACACCCACAUUUUAUAUAUGGUCUAUGAUCACUACCAAUGAUACCAUUUUACUACUUGCUUGGAGUAGGAUUAUAAAAAUCUUUAUUCAGUGUGUACUGAUGUAGGAGGUAGAGGGACUUGACUGGCAUUCAGCUACACACAUUACUGUUCUGGUAGAGUCUCAGUUGUGGGGAAAUGAGUUUUUUGCUCAUCUAAAUGAAGUACUUGAGUCUGGAUUGAGUCUGCAUUAUGCCACGACACCAGCUUGAAGCUGCCAUAAUGUAAUUUUUUCAAAAAUCGGAAAAAGAAAAGAAAAACGAUUUAAAGCCUCUUCACACCUAUAGUCCACCAGCACAGGUAUUUUCACCUUAGGCCUUUUCUUGGGACUGGGGUGAAGGUGUGGACACAUUUGGGUUUGACAGCACAGCUCCACUUGUUAAAAGGUCCAGUCUGUUAGAAUUAGUGACAUCUAAUGGUGAGACUGUAGAUAGCAACAAGCGGAGGACUCCUCCGCUCUCCCCUCCCUUUCCCAAGCACAUCAGGGAACUACGGUGGCCUUCACAUACCAGAAAGGAUGUAAACACUCUUUUCAUAACUCUCAGCUCUUCUGUCAUUUCCUUUGUCUUCAUUGGUUUAUUUAGGUGGAGCCGUUCUUCCUUCUUUCCGUGAUAGGUUUCUGCUUUAAAACAGGAAAAGCACACGCUGGCUGAUUUGUCUGUUCUGGCUGUUAUAGAAACAUAUCAGUGUAAGAUGGCAGACUUUUGUAAAACAAGACCCAAGUACAUAUAAAAGUCUCAUUCUGAGGCCUAGUCCAUACAAUGGUGGAUAUUUUUGAAAAUGUAGCUGUAAACAGUCUCUGAAAAGGCACAUUUGGGAAAACUCCUCCCAGGUUGAAGGUUUUCAUAAUCUCCAUUUACUCCAGUUGUAAUGUUACGGUGUCUCUUCUGUCAGUGCUGCGAUGUCAUCACAUUUGUUUACAUGAGGCAAGUUAUGUAGUGGCAUCUGAAAUGGCCGGACCUCUGCUAGUGUUUGCAUUGCUUAAUAGACUUUCUAGCUUUCAAGCUAUCAGUCCAAACAAACAAUUCUCCUUUUCCUGCAGCGCGCCAUUGUUGUUUACCUAGUGGAACAGGUGGUGAUACUUUCUCUUCUCUCUUCUGAUUGACCAACAAGGCUUUACAGUCACAGUUAUAUCACCGCCUGUUGACUCGGCUUGUUUUUGACAGGACCUAACGUUGGGUUUUUGUGUUUACACGUGUGGAGGAAAUAGGUUUUUUUUUUUAAACUGCGGGAGGAAAUCUUUGUGUGGACUAGGCCUAAAACAAUGAACCAAAAACAAAUGAGAUUAUAGAUUAAUACUGGGGCUGUCACUUAUUCUUCGAAAUUCUACAUGAAGUUCACAUAUGAACUGUAGCUACCUGCUGAAAAUGUAUGCAGCCAUCUCAUAAGCACCUAGUUAAGUAGUACGCCUUAGAAUCCAGCAGAGGGCACACAUCUGGUUUUACUUGUCAUGUCAUAUGACGGUGUCAGCAGCAGCAGCGACAGCAUGUUGGAGUUGCAAGCCUACUUGUACUAACUCUCUCUGCAAAUGGCAAGCAACCCCAGGCUUUGGUGGAGAGACAUGGUGUCCACUGAAUAACCGCAUAUAAUCUAACUUGACACUCUCUGUAAAAUGGUUCAUAAAAGUCUGCGUGUACCAGGAUUCUGUAAUAUUAUAAAUAAAAAGAGUGCCGCACUCGAUCGAAAAUCCGGUUGACAGAUUUGUGUUUUUGGCAAAUGAUAGUAAUGAAUAGAAAUGUAGUUGGGUCUUGAUAAUUCAAGUUUAGUCAAAAGCUGUUGUCAGUGAUUUCCCGUUAAGGGAGUGUUAGUGUUUAUUCCGCACUACUCUGAUGAGUGCUGUAUAUUAUGAAUACCAACAGCACUGUUAAUCAAGUAACAAUUAUUAAAAUUGUCAAUAAAGUAAUGACAGUUGUGACGUUUGUGGUGUAAUAGGCGAGCGAUGGUGGCGGCUCAUGGAAGUAUGAAGUACAGAUCAUUAUAAAUUCGAACAUUUAUUUUUGGAAAAGGUGACGGACCUAACUUGUACUUACAUGAUGGGGUAGUAUAUUAAAUUUCUCCCAAUAAAUCGUCCUAAAUGUUACAAACUGGAUUCUUGUUGUAGCACCUGUUUGGGUGGGAUGACUUGUUGAAGUGUUGUGACAUCACUCUCGUUAGUACUUUCGACUUUUGUGACAUCACGAGUGCCCACAAUAGUUCAAUUCCAAACCAGAACAGGUCUAAUAAGCUUGAGUAACUAAAUGAAAACCACUUUGUGGGUGUGCAGAGGCUUUAAAGUCAAACCAAUGUGUAAAUUACCCCUGUGCAAGCUGCAUGUGUAAAUUGAACUGUAGUUUAACCACGUUAUCUGAUAAGUCUGAGUGAGAAUAAAUGGAAAAAGGAAAAUGCACUGUAAUCCCACAGUAACUGUUAACCCUGUUCUCAUGUUGAUGAUUUGUGCACCGACCACCUCCUGGGUUCUGACACAGAAUUGAUGUAUUUCUUUGUGUUGGUCUAACAUAUGGAGAGUCCUGGUACAGGAGGCGACCAAUCUGCCAUGCUGAGCCAUGCCGUCAUCCCACUGGAGUCUAACUGCUGCUUUAUAAUGUGUUUUGUGUGUAUUCUCUGUUUUAUGUUUCAUUAAAAUGAACUAAAAUAUAUUGGAUAAACCACAACAAAUGCAUUGUUUGAUCACUGUUGUUGCCAUGGUACUGUAUUUAACAAAAAAAAGACUUAGAAAAAAAAGAGAAAUACAUUUAAGAAAUGAAUCUGUUGUCCAUCAACAGGAGAUAAAUUAACUAUUAGGAACCCGUAAAUAAAAUGAAAUGUUGCCUUUUUCUUGUACAAAAGAGAAAUUUAUGAAGAACCUCAGCAGUGAGGAAUGUGAUAUUGUGUUUAUAUCUCUGAAAUGGACCUGAUGAUUUAUGGGAAAUGUGUUGAUUGACUCUGGAUCAGGUAUGUAAAGACAUUGAAAAAAAAAAAAAAAAGAAGAAGAAAGACUUGUCUUUGGAUCUCUCUCGAUGGUUAGCCUGCCUUUGUAUUAUAAAGCACUUGUAUGCAGUCUGUGUUCUUCAAGCAUUAUUUCUUGCAAUGUGCUCCGGACAUAAAGCUGUCUCUGUGUUGAUAAAAAGCAGUACAUGUAUAUGGGCCAAUCUUUUUUUUUUGUUUUUUUUUUUUUUUUUAUAAAACUAUGCAUAUACAGUAUAAAUACUACAUUGUUCAUAGCUUUAUUUGACUCAUGAAGCUAUACAUAACAUUAGUCUAAGUACAAGUAGAUGUGGACUUAUCCAGCUUCUUUUCCUUGAGAUGGAUUACAAUGUAUAUGUAGCUAUCAAAAGAAGUCUGUGAAUGCUAUUUUUAUUAUCAAAUAAAGUUUUCCAUACAAAUUCAAAA